Messenger RNA from Leptonychotes weddellii (Weddell seal), 3902 nucleotides. The record is from RefSeq and is a predicted model, not a curated record. NCBI's taxonomy places the organism in Eukaryota, Metazoa, Chordata, Mammalia, Carnivora, Phocidae.
AUGGUCCUCGGGGCAGGGCCCGGAGCCAACGAGGAUGCUGCUGGACACCUUACUGCCAAGCCCCACAUCACAGUGCCACCCUCAACUCGGGGAGGCACCGCUUGGGGCCAGGGUGCCCCUCCAGGCCCCAGAGACCUGACAGCGGCCCUCCUUACAGCCAGCACCACGGAGGCCAAGCAUGCCCGAAGCCACACCCACUUCAUCCACCGUCGGGGACCACCCACUCGGACCCACGUCAGUGGGAAGAGGGGGAAGCGGUCCAGGAUUGCAGGGGUCCGGCGGAGCCACACCCGGGUGCCAGGCUGGGCCCAUGAGAGACCAAUGGGGAGCAACAAGGAGGAGCAGGUCCUGCACUCACUAAGCCAGCUGGGACAGGAUGCAGGUGGGCUUGGGGCAGGGCCAGGGGACAGGAAAGCCUCCAGCCAGGCCAGAGCCUCUGACCCCCCACCUGCCCACAGACCUCCGGACGACACUGGUAUUUCCAGGCCUCAGGCCGCUCUCCUGGAGAGGCACCUGCCAGAGGGGGAGAAACAGCCCCACAGCAUCGGGCAAGGGCCCUACUUCUACAUCGGAGGCACCAACGGGGCCUCCAUAAUCAGCUCCUACUGCAGGGGCAAGGGUUGGCAGCGCGUCCAGGACAGCCGGCAUGAGGACUGCAAGCUGACGUGGUGUGAGCUCAAGUGCAGAGACAACUACUACCGCUUCCGGGAAGGCGAGCAGUUGUUGUACCAGAUCCCCAACAACAAGCUCCUCACCACCAAGAUCGGGCUGCUCAGUGCCCUGAGGGAGUACUCAAGGGUUGUGAACAAGAUCCACAAGACAUCACCAUGUGCCCAGGCCAAAUCUAUAAAGGACACAGCAUCUGCUCUUGAGGAGCUCACGUGGACCAGCCCAGGAUGCCUCAGGCCACAGAGGGUCCUGAAAAUGGAAGAAUUUUUCCCAGAGACCUAUCGUCUGGACAUCAGGGACGAGAGAGAGGCUUUCUUCACUCUCUUUGAUGAAAAUCAGAUAUGGAUCUGCAAGCCCACGGCCUCCAACCAGGGCAAAGGCAUCUUUCUGCUGAGGAACCAGGAGGAAGUCGCCGCCCUGAAAGUCAAGACCCAGAGCAUCGAGGACGACCCCAUCUACCGCAAGAUGCCUUUCAGGGCGCGUCAGGCGCGGGUCGUGCAGAGGUACAUCCAGAACCCCCUGCUACUGGAUGGGAAGAAGUUUGAUGUGCGCUCCUACCUGCUCAUUGCCUGUGCCAUGCCGUACAUGGUCUUCUUUGGCCAUGGCUAUGCCCGCCUCACCCUCAGCCUUUAUGACCCCCAUUCCAGCGACCUCAGCGGCCACCUGACCAACCAGAAGCGGAUGCAGCAAAUCAUGGCCCACUGCUUCCAGGCUGUCAAGUCCAAGCUCCACUGCAAGCUGGGCUACUUUGACCUCAUUGGCUGUGACUUCUUGAUUGAUGAGAACUUCAAGGUGUGGCUGCUGGAGAUGAAUUCCAACCCUGCCCUGCACACCAACUGUGAAGUCCUGAAGGAGGUGAUUCCAGGCGUGGUCAUGGAGACCCUGGACCUGGCAAUCGAGACCUUUCAGAAGAGCUUGCGCAACCAGAAGAUGCUGCCUCUGCGGUCACAGCGCCGCUUCGUGCUCCUGCACAACGGCGAGGCGGACCUGUGGCCGCGCUUAGGGGGCUCCCGCAGCGCCCUCCGCACGGGCGGCCUGGGCGCCGAGGAGCGGCGCGCCCUGGAGCGCGAGCAGGCGCGCCACGGCGACCUGCUGCUGCUGCCCGCGCUGCGCGACGCGUACGAGAACCUCACGGCCAAGGUGCUGGCCAUGCUGGCCUGGCUGGACGAGCACGUGGCCUUCGAGUUCGUGCUAAAGGCGGACGACGACUCGUUCGCGCGCCUGGACGCGCUGCUGGCCGAGCUGCGCGCGCGCGACCCCGCGCGUCGCCGCCGCCUCUACUGGGGCUUCUUUUCGGGCCGCGGCCGCGUCAAGCCCGGGGGCCGCUGGCGCGAGGCCGCCUGGCAGCUCUGUGACUACUACCUCCCCUACGCACUGGGCGGCGGCUACGUGCUCUCGGCCGACCUGGUGCGCUACCUGCGCCUCAGCCGCGAGUACCUGCGCGCGUGGCACAGCGAGGACGUGUCCCUGGGCGCCUGGCUGGCCCCGGUGGACGUCCAGCGCGAGCACGACCCGCGCUUCGACACCGAGUACAAGUCCCGCGGCUGCAGCAACCAGUACCUGGUGACGCACAAGCAGAGCCUGGAGGACAUGCUGGAGAAGCAGCAGACGCUGGCGCGCGAGGGCCGCCUGUGCAAGCGGGAGGUUCAGCUGCGCCUCUCCUACGUCUACGACUGGUCGGCGCCUCCGUCGCAGUGCUGCCAGAGGAAGGAGGGCAUCCCCUGAGCUGCGAGCGCAGCUGACCCACCGCACGUCACGUGGCGCUGGAGGGAGGCCAGGACGGGUGCCUCAGGAGGUGGCCACCGCAGCGAGUCCUUCGGGUCCUGUGGGGCCGCUGCUGAGGGGCCUCCCACUGGCCUUACACGGGCGAAGCUGGCCGGUUCGGCUAGUUACCCAGAACGAGUCCAGCCCUCGCGGGGGCCGGGUGCAUUUGGCGACCAGUGGGGUUUUCAGGCAGAUGCCAAGCAGCAGUGGACAGCCCCUAGGUCCCAGCUCUGGUGGGCACCCAGGCCUGUGCACCCCCGUGGCCACCAUGGGGCCUCACUCCAGACCCCGUCUUGUUCCGGGUCUGGGAGACCCGUGGGUCUUGCCAGGGCGACACAUAAUGUCGGGGUAGCAGUGUUCUGUCCCUGGAUCUCAGCCGGCAUGGGCCUAGACUCGGAAGAUGCCCAGCUUUGAGUGUGACGGCAGACAGCAGUGGCUUGCAGCCCCGCCCCGCCUGCGCACCUGCUGUCUUCUCCCCAGGUGGAGGAGAGCAGCCAGAGGCUGGAGCCGACAGGCACUUGCGGCCCUGGCCCCAAAGAACGCAUCUGGACUAGUUCGGGGGUGGGGGCUUUGUCUCGUCCUGCAUCCUGCGUUGACCGUCCACCUAGGAAAUCACCACACCAAGAGCUGUGGCUGCAGGGAAGUGACCCCUGGGCUCUUGCAUGUUGCCGCUUAACUGUGGGUUGCACCCAGUGGCUUUUAUCAGAAUCACCGUGGAUUUAGUGGGUUAGGUUACCUCUUAUGUUCCAUGUUGGUGUCAUUUGUCACGUGGCAGUCUAAGAUUUAACUGUUUUGUUAUUUAGCUCCAAUGGUAUUUUGGUCUGUGUUGCUUUAGCAUGAAUCCGUGGUAAAUGUAAUUCAGCGUUAGUCUGUGACUUAUAAACAUUGUAAAUUUGUGUAGGUAAGAGUUUAAGUUAGGAGUGUGUGGGUCUCCGUAUUUUUUAAAUUAUUUAAGGGAAGACUUUUCUAUCAGAACUUGAGCUUUGUGGAUUAAUCUGUUUUUACAGCUUGAGUUACAGACUUGUUACCGCCUGUGUGUUUAAAUGUGGAAGAAUUCUAAAAGUGUCCAUUUCUCUUUACAGUUUACACAAAAGUCAGUCCCAUUGUCUCUUUCUGAAAAGACUUUCCUUUUAAGGCUUCCUCACGGCCAUGCAGGGGCAAGUGUUUCUCACACACUCAUCUGUUAUGUUAGACUCUGGGCCCAAGUUCCAGGAAUCUGAACCCUUGGAAGCAUCGGUGAGGUUUCCCACAUUCUGUCUUAAGAAAACAGGCUCUGCUGGUUGGCGUGACCUUUUGGAGACAGAAAGCAUUCAUGCGCACCCUCCUGGCUGAUCACCUCUCAUACCUAACACAUCCUCAGAAGAUCAGGGUUCUUUUCUCCCCAUUAAAUGUGAAAAGUGAGUGUUGUGGUCAUCACAAAAGUCAAAUAAAGAGGCUCCAGGACAGCCGUGAGCCCUUCUGUCAGCCCA